GGGUCGGGGCAGGGCGGAGCGAGGCGGUGGGUGCGUGACGUUGCCGGCGGGGUCCGGGGCCGCUCAGCGCCUGUUAUUGUUCUCGCCUUCCGCUCUUCCCGCCGCCGCGUCCGCCUUCCCCGGCCCCUCGGGCAGCGGCGGGAGGGCAGCAGACACCCAGCGAGGCCGCCGCGGGCGGAGCGCCAGCCCUGACAGCGGGGCCUCGGGGAGAGCGUCCCGAAGGAGCGAGCGAGAGCCGGGGAGCCGGGCGGCCAUGGCCUACGCGUAUCUCUUCAAGUAUAUCAUCAUCGGAGACACAGGUGUUGGGAAAUCAUGUUUAUUGUUACAGUUUACAGACAAGCGGUUUCAACCAGUCCACGAUCUCACUAUUGGUGUAGAAUUUGGGGCUCGAAUGAUAACUAUUGAUGGAAAACAGAUAAAGCUUCAGAUAUGGGACACGGCAGGGCAGGAGUCCUUCCGCUCCAUUACAAGGUCAUACUACAGAGGGGCAGCAGGGGCUUUACUAGUGUAUGACAUCACAAGGAGGGACACUUUCAACCACUUGACAACUUGGUUAGAAGAUGCUCGUCAGCAUUCCAAUUCCAACAUGGUUAUAAUGCUUAUUGGAAAUAAAAGUGAUCUAGAAUCCAGACGAGAAGUCAAGAAAGAAGAAGGUGAAGCAUUUGCACGAGAGCACGGACUUAUCUUCAUGGAGACAUCUGCCAAAACUGCUUCCAAUGUAGAGGAGGCAUUUAUUAACACUGCAAAGGAGAUCUACGAGAAAAUCCAGGAAGGAGUUUUUGACAUUAAUAAUGAGGCAAACGGCAUAAAAAUUGGCCCUCAACAUGCUGCUACCAAUGCAACGCUUGCAGGCAAUCAGGGAGGACAACAAGCUGGAGGAGGCUGCUGUUGAGCCCGUGUUUACUUUCUAGCUGCCUGGAUGGGGCCUACUAACUUGUUUGUUCACCCCUCCCUCCCCCCGCCCCGCUCGCCUCCACUUCAGUUCAACUGAGACAUGAAACUUGUAAGUUGGUUUCCUGUUGCAGAAGACUUUAUCCUUCAAAUUCUUGUAUAACUUUGAAUAAAUGGUUAAUGUUCACUUAAAGACAGAUUUUGGAGAUUGUAUUCAUAUCUAUUUACAUUUGAUUUCUAGGUCAAUUGAUGUGAUUAUUUUUGUUAAAUGUUGUCUUGUGCCCUUGACUACGAACUGAAUUGUAUUAAACACUACAAAGUCAUCUGAGUAUUUUAAUCAGUUUGUGUAGUUAGGUUUCCCACCUCCUGCGGUUACCUAAUGUUUAAUAUUGUAGAGCUGUCCUCAAGUUUUUUGUCAAUUUUCAAGGCUAUAAAGAGAAGCGGAAGGACUCUUUUAAUUCUGUAUUUAUCACUUUCUGUAUAUAUAGUUUAAUAACCUGCUUGGGUGUACUUGCCAAGCUAGAAUUCUUUAAUGCAUUUGCAUAAAUUCUAUACUACUUAGAGCUUGAAAACUACAGAAGCAUCAAUAGAAAUUGCUUGGACGCUAAAUUUUAAGCCUUUUUGACAUUGUUAGCAUGUUCAUCCUCCCCCUUCAUUAUCCUGAAGUCCAAGAGAAAUGCUUAAUGUAUAUUACUAGAGGCUACAUACGUGCUAUCUAUUUUAAUGCCAAAUGUUUGCUGUUUGUCCACAAUUUCCACAGCACCUCUUCAGAAAUGGAUUAGCUGUUUGCCUUAACAAAUACUAUAGGUAAAAACAGAGUAUGAAUGAAAAGUGGAGGAGCAGUUGAUAAAUUUAAAAUGGCAUAUUAUAAAAAAAAGUUAAUCUUUUCUUAAUGUUUUUUCUUGUUUACCAUUAAUUUCUAGGUAUAUUUUUCAUGCAAGGACAGUUUUUUCAACCUAAAUGUACAGUGGUUGUGUAAAGUUUUCUUUUAGUGGCAACUUGUAAUCCUAAGUAUAUGGUAAGCAUCUUGUCUAUUGUGAAGAGGGUGUGAAAAUAAAAUCUGCCAGUUUGGAAAUCUUGAUGAAAAUCAAACCUAGAAACGCUUUGGUACUUAUUAUGGUGGUGGUUGGGGGCAGGGGUAUGUUUUGCCUCACAUGAAAGCAUUGCAACAGUGCAAAACAAAAUCCUGUGUUUAAGUGUUUCUUUGUUAAAGUACAGAAUAUUCAUGUCACUUUUCCUACAAAUGAGGGAACAACUGAGUUUCCAUCCCAUCCUACCUAAAUAAAUCGCAGCUAAAAGGGUGACACUAAUGCUAGGCCAUGCUUCAUGUAUUGGGGGGAAAAAAGGGGACAGGGCAGGCAGGAAAUGACUGCAAAACUUUUGUCUUACUGGACCAGUACUGACUGCAAGCCAACCCUGGCGGACAUGGAUCCUCAUGUCAUCCAUCUUGUCAGAACUUUAAUACCGAAAGUGAAUAAACUUCAGCCUGACCGGUGUAACACAGCAGUGGUUCUGAGAUUAAAUCAAGUUUAAAAACCAUGUGGAACCUUUUGUUUGUAUCUGGGGGAAGGGACAACCAAUAAGGAUUUAUUGCUGGUUUCAGCUCUUUCCUACACGUUUAGGAGCAUUAUAAGCAAUGCAAUGUAAUUGUUCUCAACUAUUUAAACCUUUAAAUAUUUACUCCAUUUAUGUAUUUUCAAUUGUUAACUGUUUAUUAUAUGAAGUUUGCAUCUAUAAAACGCACUGUUUCAUUGGAAGUAUGAAAACUGUGUUGCAUUACAGUAAAACCAUAUGACUGAAUUGCAUCAAUGCUGGGGGAAAAAUGGCCUGGAGUAACUAGAUCUUCACAAGAACAAGUACUUGCUUGAAUUAACUGCUCAAAGAGUUUUUGCAACUGGCAAUUCAGUUCUGCAAGACUGCUUGAGACGAGAUGGGAGAAAGCCAUUGAGCAGCCUCAGAUCCGUUACAAAUGGGAUGAAAUUUCUCUUAGCUGUAAAAUUGCCCCCAUUAAGGGAGUAGAGGAGGGGAAUUUGUACCCUGUCCUGAGAAGAACACAAAUGCAUCCUGUUUUAAGUGGUGAUGAUUUACAAAGCUAAAGCUUCUGACAGCUACUCAACUUCUGAAAGCAUGGAAGAUGUAUAGAAUUGACCAGGAAUCUAGGACUAUCGUAGCAGAGCCAUCAGUGCUCUUUUUUUUUUUUUUUGGGGGGUGGGUGAGGAGCAGGGGGAAUAUGCUGCGACUUACUACAGCCACAUGUGCAUAUUGGCGGUUGGUCCUGGCUUACAUGCCAGUCUUAUACUGCACAUUAUGUUAAGAAUCUGGUGCUCUCAAAGAAGAGCUAGAACAAAACUGAAGUUCCCUCACAUUCUGGCUGGCCUUUUGUCUCAAGCUUUGCACAUACAUAAUCCGUUUGUUGCCUACUAGAAAUCUGGGGGGGGUUUGUGGGUUUUUUGAGGACCCCCUGAUGCUAUUUUAUCGUAUUAGAAUUUGAAAAUUGCAUAGCACAGAACCUAGCAGGAGGGUUUAUUUCUAGAGCAUGUGCUUUGCAAGGUUAUGCUUUCACAGGUUUCAGUUUUACUUGUAUGUGAUUGAUAACUUGCCGAGCUUUCAUGUUUGAAUUCCAGUUGGCUUUUAUUGGUUGUAUUUCCAUAACCAAAGAAUUAAAACGUUUAAUUGUUCCCCAGCAACUUGUACAACUGGUAAAUGUGAUAACGUAAAACUCCUGGUACUGGUAAAAUUGUACCAAGAUGCGGUGUCCCUGUACUCCCAGUUAAGCAAAUGGCAUAAACCAUAGUUACUUACAGAAAAGUAAAUCUGGAGUCACAAAUCCUCUAACCAUGA
Molecule: messenger RNA, 3732 nt
Organism: Strigops habroptila (Kakapo)
Lineage: Eukaryota; Metazoa; Chordata; Aves; Psittaciformes; Psittacidae
Gene: RAB2A
Product: RAB2A, member RAS oncogene family
Exons: 9
Coding region: 254-892 (212 amino acids)
Cellular component (GO): Golgi apparatus
Molecular function (GO): GTP binding; GTPase activity
Source: RefSeq, a predicted model, not a curated record